AUGAGCGAGAGAAAUAAAAUUAAAUUCUAUUUAUCUUUUGAAACAUCUUAGCCUAUAAACUUUAAAAUCUUCUUGAGAAUUGAUGGUUACUCUAACUAAGAUUUUCAGCUUUAAUAAUCUGAGUGCGAGAAGAAUAUUUAUCAAACUGAAAUUUAGUAUUCCAAAAGAAUUGAGAACUAUGUUUACUAAUUAGUAUCCGAUGAUGGCACUUAUUAAUCAGUAUAUAUUUAAAAUCCAGUAUUCCGCUAAAAAGCUCAGAAGGAACUAGUAGAAGUAUUUGAUGUGCCUUAAGAUUUUAAACUUUUAUAGACAAAUUUUUAAAAAAUAAUAGUUAAUGAAAAAAGCAAAAUAAUUGAUUUCAUAUACAAUAAUAUCAAAGUUUCUACUUUGAUAAAUUUGUACUUGCAAUUGAAAUUGGAAAAAAGCGAUAGCUUAAAAUUAUUUUUAGAAAAAUCUUACUAAGUAGUUUUAUAACAAUUGGAUGACACAAAUUAAAAUUUAGAAGAUAUAGAUUUAAUGAUUGAGUACAUUUGGAUACAAAUUAAAAACAAGAAUAUUAAAAUAGAUUUAAUAAAAAAAAUAAUUAUAUAAUACUAAAAAUUCAUUAGCUAACAUGAAAAUUAACCAUAGCUAGUAGUAAAAUUUAAGGACAUCUUUAAUCAAAUAGAAAAUUACGAAGAUCGCCUCUAAAUCUUAGAAAAUUAAGAAAUACUCUCUGAAGAAGAAGCUGAAGCAUACAUAAGUUAUCGUUAAUAUAAAUUUGAGUUUAAAUCACAAUUAAUAAAAGCAUAAGAAUUGCUAAUAAAAUUUAGUAACCCAAAAUAUAAAAUGAUUACUCAUAAUUUAAGAAUCCAAAUUGUAAAUGAAAUAAUUUCUUCAGAAAGCAUUGGCCAAAUUAAGAAUUUAAAUUUUUUCGGGUUUAAAAAAAUAGAAACAAAUUUAUUUAAGGAAAAAAUACUAAAGAUAAAUUUUGAUAGUGAUCAAAUUCUAAAUGGCUUAUUUGAUGUUUAUAGCAAACUGAGAGCAGAUUUAGAUAUAAAUUACUUUGAGAUGAGAAAUUUUAUCAAAAAAUAGAUAGAAAAUCAAAAAAAUAUUUAAUUAAAUAAUACAUUAAUUUAUGAUUAUGCUUUUAAAUAUGACAUCAAUAUUUCAAAUAAAUUCUUAACCACCUUUAUAGAAAGUUUAAUAGAAGAUGAUAAAUGUGAAACAUUUUUACAAUCCUUAAAAAACCAAAACCCGUUUGUUGAUGUCACAACUAUACUCUGUGAUUUAACAAAAAAAGCAUCCUCUUAAUAUUAGAAAUAAAAUAGAAGUAAUCCUAACAACAAGGAUGGUUAAAAUUAACUUAAUUUGAGCAAAUUAUUUAAUGAUAAAUAGAAAUUUUUAAAUUUUCUUCAUGAGAUACUUAAAUAGCAAUAAAUAAAAUUAGACUAAAAGAAAUAAUAAUAUAAUUAAAAGAAGGUAGAAAUUUUAAAAUUGAAGGAAGGAGGCAAAGAAGAUUAUGAAUAUCUUAAAUUAGAAUUGGCUGAAAACGAAUUUUACUUAGAAGAAAUUAGUAUAGCAGCUCUAAAUGAAUAGAAAAUAAAAGAUUUCAGUAAUUAGCUUACAAAGACAAUUAAAGAUUACAUGAAUUUCUUAGGACUUAGAAAUCUUUGCGAUUUUUAAAUUUCAAAUUAGUUAGAAAAUCAAGAAGAAUUCAGAUAAUAUUUUAAUGAAAUAAUUUUAAAUUACGAAAGAGAAGUUAAAAGUGAGCAAGAUGAAAAAGAAUUUUUAAAUGAUUAUGAAUUUUUUUAAAAAAAUUAAAAUAAAACAAUAAAAAUAGAAGUUUAGAAAAUUAUCGAAAUUUGUGAGACAAUGGCUCUAAAAAGACUUAACUAUCUAAUUAAAAAUCAAAAUAUGCUAUUCAAUUCUUAUUUUGUAUUCUAAUUUUUAACAAAAUGUAAUUAAUAAGCAUAAUUUUAUCAAACACUCCAAACAGAAGUAGAUAAAAUUACAAAUCAAAUUUUAAAGCUAGAAAUUUGUGUCACUUCCUUCAAGAAAUUUUUUAAUUAAUAAUAUGUUACUGAAAUACUUAAUAGGUUUGAAAAAGAUUAUUAAAAAAUUGUUGAAAAUACGAAUAAAAUAAUUAAUGAUACUCAAGAAGAAUAUUAAAGACUUUUAGAUUUUUUUAUUUAUUUCUAAAAAUACUUCCCAAAUCAACUAAAUCAUCUUACCAAAUUUCAAUUAGAAUAUAAAAUAAUUAAAGAAGUUAAAAACGAAGUAGACAAAUUUAAUGUUUAUUCUGAAUUUGCUAAAAUUUUCUUUGAAAUGAAAAAUUCACGAAUCAUGGAAAAUAUUUUUUCAAAGUUGAAAAUUGAAAAUGAAAAAUAUUUAGAUGAAGAAAUCAAUAAAGUUAAUAAUUCAUAAUUGUAAGACUUAAGAGACAAGUAUUUUAAUUCGUUAAUAAAUAAAUUCAUAUCAGACAUAUCAAAGCUUUAUAAUACUGUUUUUGAAAGAAGAUAAUAGGAGAUAGAUAUCUUUAAUACCUUAUUAAGCAAAUUAAAACUAAUAACUAGUGAAUAAACAAAAUUCUCUGUUCAAGGUUAUCUUCCAUUUAUGAAAACAAAUCUCUAAUAAUUUAAAUAAAAUGAAUUAUUUAAAAAUGAUUUAUCCUUCCAAGAUUUAGAGGAAUAUUGUGUGAAAGGUAAAACACACUAAAAUUUAUAACAACUUUGCUAAAUUAUUAACAAGUAACAUGAAGUCUAAGAAAAAUUGAAUAAAAUAAAAAUAUGGUAGUGCAUUUUUUAGUCAUAUGAUUAAAAUAGUAAUCUUAUUUUAGAUGUAGCAAAGAUAUUUAACACCAAAUAAGACUCUUCUAAAAACAAGUUUUUGUUUUAAUUUAUAUGCAAGUAUGCAGACGUCUCUGUAUAAGAUAAUAAGGAUUUAAUUACACCAAAAUUGCCUUUUAAAGAGCUUUUUAAAAUAAAUUUACCUUAAGAAAUUGAGGAGGCCUUUUAAAUUGUAUAUAAAUUAUCUUUAUCAAAUUUCUACACUAAUCUAAGAAAUUUUAUAUAGUCAUAAGAAUUAAUAUCAAAAGUAGAAAAUAAUAUGAAGAGUAAUACAUCAUUUUAUGAUUUAAGAUAAUUUAUCGGCAGAGAUUAGCAUGAUUUGAGUGUCUAUCUUAAGUCUCUCCACGAUAUCACUCCAUUCAUCCAAAAAUUAUUAAACCAAUAAAAUGAGAUAGUAAGAAAUAAUGGAUAUAUUAUAGAUGACAUUCAAAAAUUAAAUUCAUUUAUACAAACUGAAUUAACUGAAUAAAAAUAAAUAUAGUGGACUUAAAUAGUUUAUGAUAUUGGGAAGCUCGAAAAAAUUCAAAAUGGAUUAGAUAAAAAAAGAAUUUAUUUUGAUCUAUUAAAUAGUUUUUACAUUAAAAGUGAGAUUAAAAUUUUAUUCUCAUAAAAAGAUUAACCCUCAACUUAUAGCAUUAAUGGCUAUUCUGAAUAAAAAAUAAAAGAAAUAAAUUCAAGAGUUUUGAUUAACAAAUAUACAAGAGAUUUUAAAGUGAACAAACAGGGCACCUCAAAUAUAGUAGAUACUUUAAAGCCUUCGAAUAUGAUCUAAGUUGAAAACAAUGAAGAAAAAAUACAAAAGUUUAAAUUUAUGCUACAAAUCGUUGAAGAAAUCCGAUUAAAGUUGCAAGAGAUGUCUGAUUUUGGGUAUUUCUUGAUAACUAAUGAAACAUAUACAUUUUAAAACUCUAAUACAUAGUACAAUAAUACAAUUAAAGAAAUGUAAGAUUUGUAAGAAAAUCUUACAAAAUAAUUAAGUUAAUGGUAGUCAAAUAUAGAAUAAGCUAAUAAAAAUUUCCCAAAAUUUACAUUUAUAAGCUAGUCACACUAUCUCCAAUUAAACCAAUAUUUAAGUGGUUAACUUUUACUAAAUGGUCUAAGUAAAAGUUUAUACCAAAUAUUAUUACAAAUAAACUCUAAUAAUAUUCCAAAGAUUACUGAAAAAAUUUCUGAAGAUUAUGGUAAAUCUCAAAAUAAGCUUGAAUUUAUUGCCUAAUUUAUCACGAAUAAUUAGAAAUCACAAUAAGGAGGAGGGAUGAAUAAACAAGUGACAGGAGUGAAUAUCAUAAAGUUCAAUAAUUCUUUAGAUGCUAUAGAAAAGAUAUUUUCUAAUGAAAAAAAUAUUAAGAGUUACAAAUCAGAAUACUUUUUAAUUUUUAACACAUACUCAAAUUUCUAAGACUUAUAGCUAUUUUUAUAAAGAUAUAUGUUUUUAGAGCAUCAAAAUGAAUCUUUGAAUUUUUAUUUAGUAAUUAACUGUAAGUUAAAUGGAGCCUAGAUGAGAUUACUGAGUAAUUUAAGAGUUAGCAUUAAUUAUUUGUAUAUUUUAGUUUAAGAAAACUUUUUUGACACUUCGCUAUCCCAAUUUAAUCAAAUAUAAAUUAAAAAAGAUGAUAAUUUUCCACACUUAAAUAAUAUCUUUGAAAGUGCAAUUUUUUAUACUUCUAAAGUACCUGGAGUUGGUAAAUCAUAAAAAAUUAUUUAAGAAAAUAAAAUAGAGAAUUAAUCAUUAAUUAGAAUUCCUUCAAAUGGAAGCAGUAGCAAAGAAAAUUAUAUAAAAUAACUUCAAAAAAAUAUGAAAGAUAUAUAAAGUGAAAGGAACUUCUAUCACUUGGAUUUAUAUGAAACAGAAGAGAUAGAAUUGAAUUUUCUUCUUUUUGAGAUGAUUUUUUUAAAAAGCAUUAAUUUUAAUUAAAGAGAAUAUAUAAAUUUAGGUUCUUAAGCUUAAUUCUUUAUAGAAGUUAAUAAUACGGUAAAUAAAUCUCUAGAAAAUUCAAUUUAAAUUAAAAAAUAUUUUAAAAUCAAAGAAAUUGAAUUUAACAUUAAAGACUUAUGCUUAAAUACUUUAAUAUAAAAUGGCUUAGAUUCUUAGGCUUUAACCGUUUAUAGAUAUUUGAAUGGAAUAGAUAAAAAAUCAUAAAAUUAUUUUGACGAUAAAGAUAAGUUAGAGGAAAUGAAAUAAAUACAAUAAAUAGAAUGGAAAGAGUUUGUAAGGCUACUAAAUUAGCAUUUUAUUUAGCAUAUAAAUAAUUGUAAAGUUAUUCCUAACUUUUAAUAAGUUAUAAACUUUAUAAAAUUGUUUGGAACUGAAAUGAUGAUGUUUGAAAGAUCUGAAUAUAUUUCUUUAGAAUCUACCAAGUAAUUGAAAACUCUCAGAACAGAUAUUGUAAAAUACUCAUUUUAAAUGUGUCAAAAAGUUUCUAUUUCGUGUUUAUAAGAAUAUGAUAACUGCUUUUAAGCUCAAGAGUAGAUUUUAUCAUAGUAGACUUAGUUCCUUCUUAAAUUUGAUACAUAGCAGACCAGUUUCGUUACUUUUUAGGAUCAAUAAACACCUUGCUUAACUUUUUUCUUUUAAAAUGAAAAAGAAAUACCAAAGUCUUUUUAAAAACUAUUUUAAAAUUAUGAUUCUAAAAAAAGAUUUUUUUUCAACCGAUCUAAAGAUGAUGACCUAAGUUAUAAAGAUAAAAGUAUUCUUCUUUUUAAUAAUGAUAUAAAUAUAUUCAAACAAACUAGAGAGUAAACGAAUCGCUAAUAAUUUAAGGAAGUGUUUGAAAAUACUAUUGUUUAAAAAGAUAACUUUUACAAGAUUUGUACUACUUAUCUUCGCAUAAGAUCUAAUAUUCCAACAAUAUUCAUGGGCGAGACAGGUAUAGGAAAAACAGCUUUGUUAGAGUAUCUGGCAUAUUUGAUGAAUGAUAUGUUCUAUUCUAAAACUAUACAUGCAGGAGUCACUGAAAAGGAAAUAAUAGAUUUAGUUGAAUCAUUAGAGAAGAAAGCUAUGGAAUUAGAUAAUAAAAAAUUGAUUUUAUUUUUUGAUGAGGCUAAUACUUGUAGUCUUAUAAGUGGACUUUUCAAAGAAAUGAUAGUUGAUAGGCUUAUUAAGGGGAGACAGUUAUUUAAAAAUAUAAUAAUAAUUGCUGCUAUAAAUCCAUAUAAGUUGAAGACAGAUAAACAAAAAGAAAUUUUUAAUUACAAAAUUCAAGGAGGAAUUAAAUGUGAUGAAAUGGAUAAUAAAUUUAAAGGAAUAGAUUUAGAAUAUAACGUUUUUCCAAUUCCUUAAAGUAUGUUUAGCUUUGUCUUAAAUUUUGGAGAAUUAAAUAAAAAUGAUGAAGAUUCUUACAUUGCAAAUAUUAUGGAGAUUCUAUUUGAAGAGUUAGAAAAUUUUUAAUACAAGAUUGAUAAGCAAAAAAAAGACGAUUUCAUAAAAAUGGUAUCUUUCAGCUAAAAUUAUGUUAGACAAGAAAUGGGAAAUAGAACAAGCGCAUGCAGUUUAAGAGAUGUGAAAAGAUAUACUAAUUUUCUAAAAAGUAGCAUAGAAUUUUUAAACAGAGCAAGCAAUAACUCUGAAGAAAAAUUAUAAGUAGAUUAAAAUAAUAUCAUUCCUUACUCGUUUUAUCUAACUUUUUAUAUAAAUUAUUGCUUGCUUAUCCCUCAACAUGAGAGGAGAGUUCAUUAUUUAAAAGAAUUGUGCUAGAAAUAUAAAGUAUUUGCAAAAGGCUUUGAGCAUUACUAAGAGUUUAUUUAAAAAGUUUUAGAUUUUUUUAUUUAGUAGUUGAACUUACCUUAAAAUAUAUCAAAAACUUUCUCUUUAAAGCAAAAUACCUUUCUUUUAUUUGUUUGUAUUGUGAACAGAAUUCCUGUUUGCUUAAUAGGGCCUCCUGGUAGUUCAAAGAGUCUCUCUUUAAAGUUUGUAAUUUCUUCAAUGGAAGGGAAAUAGUCCAAAAAAUAAUUCCUUAGAUACUACCCUGCUUUAAUUCCAAUUUGCUAUUAAGGUCACACCUAAAGCAAAUCUAAGAGAGUAAUUGAGGUAUAUUAAGAUGCCAACAAAAGGUAAGAAGAAUUUGAUUCAAAGGAGAAAGAAUAAACUGAGAAUUUAUGCGUUAUUUGCUUUGAUGAAAUUGGAUUAGCUGAAAUAUCUCCUCAUAAUCCACUUAAAGUAUUGCAUGAAGCUCUUGAAAAGAUGAAAGUAGCAUUUGUUUCUAUUUCUAAUUUUCCUCUAGAUGCAUCAAAAAUGAAUAGGAUGCUCGCAAUUUAUAGAUUAGAUAUUGUAAAAGAGGAAUUAGAGGAUAUUUUGGAAAAUACUAUUCCUAAUCAAUAUAGAGAUAAUUAAUUUUUUAACCAAGUCAAAAAAAGCAUACCAUAAAUUUACUUGAACUACAUAGAAAAUUAAAAAUAACAGAACAACUAAUAUCAGAGAUUUCACGGAAUUAGAGAUUAUUUCAAUGUUGUAUAACAAAUAAUAAAUAAGAUUGGCCAAAUGUCAGACAAAAAUGCUGCUUUUAAAAUAAUUGAAGAGGCUUACUUUAGAAACUUUUCAGGCCUUUAAAACUCUAAAGAAUUAUUAUAAUUGUCAUUUAAUAAUAUUGAAGAAUUAAAUCAAAUUAGUUAGUUUAAACCCUUAGCAUUGAUCAAUUAAAAUUUAAAAGAAGAUUCUGAAAAGUAAAUUUGCAGAAAUUUAAUGAUAAUCACAAAUGAUGAAAGAAAGUCGAUUAAAUUCUUAAAGCAAUAGCUGAGGUAAAAAAAGCAUAGGUUUUUUAUUGGAAUGAAUUUUUCUCAAGACCAAUAAACAUAAUAGACAAAUAACAUUUUAAAUUAAAUUAUUGGCUGUAUAGAAGAAGGUUUCAUAAUAGUUCUCUUGAAUCUUGAUGGUAUCUAUUAAAGUCUUUAUGAAGUUCUCAACUAAAGUUACCACACUUUCAACCAAAAAUACUAUUCUAAAAUAUCUAUAGGAACUGAUAACAGCGUCAUUGAGGUGAAUAAAAAUUUUAAGCUGAUUUUAAUAGUAAAUGAGUAAUAUUGUCACAGGAUGGAUGGUCCACUAUUGAACAGAUUUGAGAAACACUACUUAAACCAUAACGAGAUAAUUGAUGAAUAAGACAAAAAUUAUAUAAAGAAAUUAAAUAAUGAAGUGAAUAAAUUGCAAGAAAUGAAAAAAAAAGAGAUCUAAAAAAAGUGUAAUAUUUAGAACGAAUCUUAUUUGAAUUAAUUAGUUUCUUUUAAGUUCAAAAAUUUAAAUUCAGUCAUACAGGAUUUGUAUCUUUAGAAUAAGUUUAAAAGGCAAAUUUUAAAUAAUUAUGAAACUUUUGAGAUGUAAAGUAAUGAUUUAGAAAAUAUUUUAAGAAAAUUAUUUCACUUGAGUCAUUUUUAAAAUUGCAUGUUGCCUGUUAGUAGGAACUGCUAGGAAAUACAUCUUUAAAAUUAAUUUUACUAAGCUUAUGUUGAAUCUGACUAUCAUUACAGCUUAGACAGCUUUAUAUUAAAUAGGAUAAUUUUAUAGAACUAGAUUGAAUAAGAUUACAUUAGACAAUUUGUAGUCUUUUCGCCUAAUAGCAGCAAUGUUUUUGAGCCAAAAAAUACAAACUAUGUUUAUAAAGAUAUUAAUGAAAUCGAAUCUGAAUAAGAUUUAGAUAAAUUACUCAGUUAGUUUUUCAGCAAACUUAAACAAGAAAAAUAAUAAAUUAUUUUUAAUACUCAAACAUAUAAUUUUUCAUAAAAUAAAUAAUCAUCUAAUACUUCAGAUUUUUCAAAAUAAGAAUAAUAAAUCCUCAUAAUAAAUACAUAUUUGAACGAUAGCAAAUGCAAGUAAUAAAUUGAGUUUAUUAUGCAAAAGAUUGAUGAAUUGUCAGAAUACAAGAACAAAAAAAUAUAAUUUUAGCUUAAUAUAAUAAUACUUGUUCGAGUAGAAGAUCUCUAUGACAUGAUACCAAUAAUUGGUAAUUGGGAAUAUUACUACAUCGAGAAUUUAAGUCCUUUUAAUGAAUACAAAAGUAAUGCUAUUGAUAUCAUAUAAUCAUGUCCAAUAGAUUAUAUUAAAAAUAAAUUUACAUUUAAAAAUCUCAUGUCCUAAAGAGAAUUGUACUUGUAAUCAUUUUUUUAUUCAGAAGCACCUCUGAUAGAAUUCUAUUUCAGCAGUAACUUCUAAUUAGUGGAAGAGGCUUACUCUAAAAUAAAUUAUGAAAUUCCUGAUCAAUUAUAUAAAUAAAAAAGGCUUAAUUAAUUGAUUAAAGCUUUUGAUUAAGGCUCUAGUUACACAGACAAAUUAAAGCAAAUCAUACAAAGUAAGCUUUACAUAGUUAUUUAAAAGGCAUACAACAUCUAGACGUUAGAUGAUUUCAUCUUCAAGUAUCUCAUACCUCAAUAUUUUAUUGGUCAAUCAAGUAGCACAAUUAAUAGUAUUAUACUAGGAUUUAAAAAUAUUUUUGUUAUGUUUUUUUACUAAGUCAUCAUUAGCCUAGAAAAGAAUGGUUUAAUCUAUGGAAUGCAUGUAUGUUAAGAAGAAUUAUUUUAGAGAUAUGUAUACUCUGAAAUGGAAUUAGCGAUAGAUACGUGUACUGACUUUUAAUGUGAAAAGUAAAACAAUUUGAAACAAACAAAUGACUUAAUAAUAAAUGAGAGCAUACAAAUUUUAUAAAUUUUACAAACAUUUGAAAAUACUGUAAAAAAAUAACAAAAAAAUUGUGUAGUUGAAAAUGAUAAAGUCCUCAUUAUAUUCCGUGAGAGUGCUAAAUAAAAUUUAAAAGCUUUUAAUUAAUAGAUCAUAAAAUUCCCUUUCUAUAUUUUGAUUGAUUCUAAAAAUAGUAAAAUUAACUAAAUAGAGGAUGGAUACUUAUAAGUAAUUAAAACUUUACUUUUUGUAAAUGAGGAUAAUUUAAAUUAUAAUGCAUAAUAUGAAGAUUGCCUAAUUGAUAUCUACCUUGUUUGGUAUAUUUGGAGAUAAUAAAUAAAAGACAUUAAAGAACUUAUUUACUUUUAUUAAAGCAGUAUUAACAUAAAGCAAAUAUUCUAAACUUUUUAAGAUUAAAGAAAAAAGGAUUUGAAAAACUUUAAAGUUUCACAAUAAAUAAAUUUAUUAACUAAUUUAUUAAUUAAAAGAAUAUUCGAAUCUUUAUUGGAAAAAUAAAAGUAAUGCAAAAAUAUCUCCUUUUAUGAAAAUUCUUAAUAUCUUUUAAAAGCCUUAAGAAGAACUGAAGAUAAUGAAUGCAAAUAGAUACUUGAGAAAGUUGAGCUGAUAAAUUAUAUUUGCCAUCACUUCUCAGAAAUAAGAGAAAUUUCAAAUCUCAUAAGCGAAAUAAAAGUUUAAAAUAUUAUUAAGCUUCAAAUAGAUUUCUUGAAUUAAGCAAAAGAACUUUUAAGGAUAUAUUAUUUUAAUUCUUAAAAAAACAACCAAAAAAAUGUAAAAAUUGAAUUCUUAAAAAAAUGGAAUUAAUUUAUGAAAGAAUUGAUUAUAUUCUCAAUAGAAAAGGGAAAAUAUGUUAAUGUAGAUAUUCAUUUUAUUUAUUUAUUAUUUGAGUUGGAACUAAAUGAGGCUCAGGUAUAGCAAAAUAUGACUGAAAAUACAGACUUUUAAAUAUUUUUGCAUAGAGUUUUCUUUUUAUUAAGCCAUGGAUUAACUAUCGAGAACCAAAAUUUUGUGUUUCUUAAUUCUGCUCCUUGCACUAGUACUAUAUAAUAAUAAAAAAAAGAGUUUUAUACUUAUUUGGCUUAUGGGUAGAUUCUUUAAAAUAAGCUUUACAAGAAUAAAUUCCUAGACAAAGAAAAUUAAGAAUUUAAUUUUUUAAAAAUUCUAUUAGAGAAUAAUUUCAAUUAAUUGAAUAGCUUAUAAUAAACUAUUUAUGCAAGCAUUUUUAAGGUGUUAGUUUAAGAAUUGGUAGAUUAAAAAGAUUUAGAAGAAGGAUACUUCAUCAAAAGAAAAGAUGCUAAAUUAAAUUGUUAAAAUGAUAAAGACUUAUAAGAUAACGACUUAGAUUCAUCAAUUUAAAAGUAUUUCUCUAAAUUAAACAGCAAAGCACUCUAGUUAUAUAUUGCUAAAUAGCUGUUUUAUUAACAAAAGCUUAAAAAUAUUGAGAAUUCCUACUUUUUCAAAAAUUGUAGAUGGUUGGAAGAAUUUAAAAAAUUAUAAAAUUUAAAUACUGAAUAAUUAAUUUAAAGUAAUUAGUUUAAUAUUUAGUAAGAUAAAGACUGUUUGAUCGACUAGCUAAAGGAAAUAGUCUAUUAAAAUAUUGAAUCGUCAAAUAAUAUUUUUAAAUUAAUGUUUAAAGGAGUUAUCAAUAAUAAAGUCUAUUACCCAUUCAACAUGAAAUAUUCGUUUGAAUCUUAAAUUAAUAACUAAUUUAUGUAAAAUUAAAAGCUAUAUCAAUGUCUAUGCUGCAAAAAUUAUAUUGUAAAAAAUUAAACGGAAAUUAUAGUACAAUGCUAGUAUUGUAAAAUUAAUAUUAAUAUCAAUGAAGAAAAUAAACUUAAGCUGAUUCUAAAUGACUUAUCUAAAAUAAAGGAGAAUAAAAGUGGAAUAGAACUUGAAGAAGGGUUUUGCUUAAAAUUAAGUGAACAAAAUUUCAAAACAUAAUAAAUAAAUUUUAAUUGUUUUUGCUAAGCUCUAUUUAGCUUGUUAUAUCAUAUCAUAUUCAGUCUAUCCCUUAAAAAAUUUAAUGAUAGCUAAUUUGGUAAAUUAGCAGAAAUUAGUUUAUUUGAUACUUCUAAAUAAAUAAAUCAGAAGUACUAAACACUUUAUAUUAAUAAAAUAUUAAAAAUUCAUCCUACUUAAAAUAAACAUGAAUAGUAUUUGAAAGACCAAAUAAAUAUUGCUUUAGAGUGCUUCUUUAAGUAUACUAAUUAAGAGCAUGAAUUUACAAAAUCUAAAUCACUAUACAUUCUUGUUCACUUAGUGUAACACCUUUUGAACUCUGAUAAGGUAAAGGUGGUGGAUAUCUAAUAUAGUGAAUCUUUAAACUAAAUACUAUAGGAUGAUAUACAUAGUUAAUUUAAUACCUUGAAGGAUCAGUAUUCUAAUGAAUUAUUUUUACUUUUAGAAAAAUAUGAUUAAGUUUAUAAUCAAUUUGAAGACAAGAUCUAAUAUUUACCUAAAAGCUUGAAAUUUACUCAUUCUUAUGUAGACUAUAAAAAAGCUUACUUUUAUAUUACAAGCAAAGAAAUUAGAAAAAAUAUUUAAGAAUAAUAUCCUAUCUUAAUAACGCUUUUAGAUAUCGCAGAGAAUUAAAUGCUCUUUGAUUCUCUUAGGGUUUUUGUGAAAUUCUAUUAAACUUGCUCAAAAUUACUCUCUUUUAAAUUCUAGUAUUCAGAAGCAUAAAAUCUUAUCCUUGAUUAGGCAAUAAAUAAAAUAAACAAAUUAGAUGGUCAAAAUUCACAAAAUGAGAAAGACUUUUAAAAUAAUUUAGACUUGUAAAAAGUUAAUUUUAUAAAAGCAUGGAAAAAUGUGCUAAGCAUUAAGCCUACAGGAUAGAAAAGUAUUAAAGAACAGCUUAAUUUAGAUGAUAUAAAUGGAGAAACUAAAUUAUCUAAUUUAAUUUAUACAUCAGAAUAAGCACCCUCUCAGUUCUUUAAAUUACUUAAUUAUUUGUGUGAUUUUUAAAAUGAGCAGAUUAAAUCUGUAUUAAAGGCUUGCGAAAAGCAUUUUAGUGAUGAAGAUGUAAAAAAACUUGAUCAAGAAAUCCGAUUCUAAUUUUAAAACGAAGAAGGAAAGCAAAUAAUUAGGCCAUUGUAAAGUAUUUCUUCAUCCUAAAUAAUAAAUGUUAAAAACUAUUAAAUUUUGGAGCAGUUUGCAAGUUGUGGAUUUGAAGAAGGGGAUGGAAUUAACGAAUAUAUUAUAUUUGAUAAGAAGAACAUUCAGCAUGAAUUAGGAAAAGUACUUUUAUAAAACGCUAGCUUAAUUGAUAUAUAAAAUAGUAUUCAAAUCAAAUUUUUAAUCUCCUAAAAAGAAAUAAUUACAGUAAAUAAAGAUAUCAAUUAAUACUAAGAAUUACCUAUCAAUUUAACGAAAAGCCUAGACUAAAUAAUUAAUAAUAAAGAAAUGGCUUUUGAUAUGCUUUCAAAAAUACAUACAACUUAAAAGUAUAUUAAUUUUGAUAUUAAUUAAUAAUGCAACACACCUAUCUUAUAAGCAAUGGAAUCAAUUAAUAUUAAGUUUAAAUGUCCUAAACUUUCAAGCUUUUUACAAGGAUUGCAACUUAAAGAUUUUACAGGACUCAUAUUUUAUCUCUAGGAGAAAGUGUUGGAUAGUUUGGUUGUUAUAUGCAAUUAAUAACUCAGAGAUGAUGGCUAAUCAGAUUUUAUUGAAAGUAUAAUUUUAAAAUAUAGCAAAAAAUUAGAUUUAUUAAAAGAUUUAAGGAAAAGAUUAGGACUAUACAUAAUUAAAAUGUUUUCUCCAAAUAAAAUAUAGGUUGAGGCAAAUUAUUGUUUAGCUAUUUCCUUACAAAACGAAGGAUUUAUAAAUGAUAAUAAUUCAAUUUUUUAAGACUAAGACUUAUCUAAAUUGACGAUAAAAGAUUGCUUUAUUUUAUUUUAAAAGAUUUAAUUAUAAGUUAAUGAAAUGGAAAAUUAUGAUGCAAAUACUAUAAAUAAGCAGCAUAAAAAGCUAUUGAUAGAAGAAGAAUUCAAUGAUUAAUUUGAUUAAUGA
Molecule: messenger RNA, 13458 nt
Organism: Tetrahymena thermophila SB210
Lineage: Eukaryota; Ciliophora; Oligohymenophorea; Hymenostomatida; Tetrahymenidae
Product: AAA domain, dynein subfamily protein
Exons: 9
Molecular function (GO): ATP hydrolysis activity; ATP binding; ubiquitin-protein transferase activity
Source: RefSeq, a predicted model, not a curated record